AUCGGAAAACCAAGCACGACGACGUAUAAAAUCCACGUUUUUGAGCGCGAGAAAUUAAUUUCUCUCGGUAUUUUCUUCUUUCUUCUCUCUAUACUCCAGUACUCCACCCUCCAGGAGCAGUUAGCUUCUCCCCCUGCUUUCUGCUCCUGACGCGAGAGCAAGAAGAAGAAAAGGCCAUGGCGGAGAAGAGGGCUUCUUCUUGAGGUGAGGCAGCUGCUUCGCUUUCCUCACCCCCCAAAUCGCGCCAGAAUUCGAUCUUUUCCGGCGGCGGCUGGUGGAGCGCAAGAUCGCGCUGCGCGUUUGAUGGGCAAGGCGUGUUCUUGGUGGAGUUUCUUGGGAGCCGCCUCUCGUCCUGGAUCCGUGGCGGCCGGCGACAUCCUGGGCCGGGGAGGGUUUCUCGGAUCCGGUUCUUGCUAAUCCGAUCGGAAUCCGAGCGGAUGGGGUCAGCGAUGGAUGUGGUGGACAUCAGCUCCGACGAGGAGGGCUUCGCCGCGGCGGCGGUGGCGGUGGCGACGACGACCAAGAAGGCGUCCGUCGACUCCCUCGGGUGGAUUGCGGACCUUCUUAGAGAGGAGGAUGAGAGGGCUUUGUCGGAUGAGUUCGAUGAUCUGGAGGUGAUGAGUGAGCUGUCGGCGCCGCCGGUGAUGGCGCAGCAGAAGGGGGGCAAGCCCGAUUGCGGCGGCGAGGAAGACGACGAUGAUUGCGUGGUGCUGGAUGGGGAUCCUGAUGAUGUUGUCGCUGUCGCGGGGGAGAAAGGGAGUGAGGGAGAUGGCAGCUCGGAUGAAUUGCAGAUCGUCGCAGAGAAAGGCCCGGUAGCAUGCAGGGACUUCCCUCAUUCCCGCCAUUUAUGUUCUAACUUGCCCUUCAGCACCACUUCUCAUGUGAAGUAUUGUAGCAUGUGCCACUGUUUUGUAUGUGACACUCCAGCCCCAUGCAAUUAUUGGGGUAAGGGCACCGAGAUUUAUGAUCAUUGUCAUGCUACAGAUAAGGAAAAAAAGUGGAAAGCAAUGAGACAUACAUUCAAGAGCAAAGGUCUGCCAACAUCUCAUCCAGAAAAGCGCCAGAAUGUCGUAUACCCAACAACAACGUCAUUUGUACAGCAAGAUACACAGUGCGAAAUUUCACUCAUACAAUCGCAUAUGACUACUUACUUUCCCAACCAAAGUCAUCUUGCGAAUGUUGUGAACCAGGGGUUAACUCAAACAAGACAUACAUCAGUAAGAGUCUCACCGAGUGUAGGGAGAACUGUCAGUGCAACAAGAACAACUCCUGCAACAAGGGCUGGAAGAGGUAUGAGCAAUGCUCCCAGCAUUCAGAUUCCUCAAUCACGCACAAGAUUCAAACGAGUAGGGGCUACUUCUCCAGGCAUAGUAACUCUAAAUGAUAACCAGUUUGGUUCUGCUGCUCCGAACAAUACCCAGUUGCACCAGCCAUCCUCGCCACAUGCAUCCCAGCCAGCUCAAGUUGCACCAAGAACAUUGUUUGGUACUGUUCAGAAAAAUCCCCCUCAGAGAUCGCUAAGUGCCCCAAUAGCGCUUCAAGGGCAACAAGAUCAGUCGGCGUCGUCCUAUCAGGCUGCCUCAAACGGAACACACGGUACAGGACCACAAUUUUCUCGGUGCAUUUCUCUUACGGCUCAGAGAACACAAUUACUGCCUGAACCAGCAUUGGAUGUUUACAGCAAAAGCUGGCAAGACAUAAUUGAUAGUCUGGCAUCUGAUCUGGAGGUACCAGAUUACAAUAUGGGCGCUGCAGAGUCUCAGCAGCCAGACAGGACUAUUUCUCAACCUCUUGAUUCCAUUACAUUCCAGGGGGUAGGUCUUCACAGUGAGCCUGUUGUGGCAUUGGCGAACUUGAUGCCUUGUAAUGGGCAGAAUGUGGCCAAUGGCAUGAUAGGCAGCAAUUGUCUUGCACAAACAACACAAAUUUUGCCUCACCUCAAUCACCAGCCUAGCCUUGUUCCCAAUGAAUCCCAUCUUAAUAAUUCAGUAAGUUCCACUGCGGACGGAUUACUAAUGGAAGCUGCUCAUCAGAGAGACACGCAAGGAUCGGAUUCUCUAGAUCUUCUAUUUGACUUUGAGUUUGAGGAUUGGGAUUCAGCAGAGCCCUGACAAACAACCUCCGCAUUUCUGAACCCCAAGGACAAUAAAAUCUGGCGUCACCGACAAGCUGGUUCGUUAGCUUCCUUCCUAGGAAGAGGAAGAGAUGUUCCUUGUACAUUCUGUAGGUUCAGUGGUAGAAAUGUUUUUUUUUUCCUUCCAUGGGUGCUUGUUUACAGUAGCGGCUAUACAGGCCUUCUAGGCCUUAGAUUAGCAGUUAUCGCUCUGAAGUUUUAGGGAUGAAGUUCAAUUCCCAAACUGUUGUUGAUCAUAUAUCUAUGGGCCAUAACUCCAUAAUCCUAUAUCUAUGGUCCAUAACUCCAUAAUCCAAUUGCCAGAAUGCAUGUUUCAGGUAGCAUAGCACUGAAGCAAAAUCUUCUGAGCACUGGUGUGGAUUGGCUCUAGUAACUGCUGAUCCAGCGAAGCAAUGUAUAGUUUUUGCUUGAUAAUGGCAAAGAGUGAUCUGCUCUUGAAAAGCCUUAA
This is a messenger RNA of Oryza sativa Japonica Group (Japanese rice), 2582 nucleotides long. RefSeq names its product RPM1 interacting protein 13. The record is from RefSeq and is a predicted model, not a curated record. Lineage: Eukaryota; Viridiplantae; Streptophyta; Magnoliopsida; Poales; Poaceae.